CUAUUUCACAUAACUGAAAGAAAUAUAUAAUGAAUUCCUUGGCGCUUUUGGGCACUAUACUUUUGACAGCUUCGAGCCUGUCAAAUCCGCUCGAUGGUGAGACCAGAGCUUCCUGUACCCUUGAAGGAGAAUCAAUUAGUGACCUAAGUUCUAUCAAACAGUCGUGUACAAGUAUCACCAUUCGGGACUUGAACGUUCCAGCCGGUCAAACAUUAGAUUUAACUGGACUGAAAUCUGGAACAACUGUUACCUUCAGUGGAACAAUCAAUUUCGGUGUAAAAGAAUGGGAUGGUCCUCUAAUCGCUGUUAGUGGAUCGCAAAUUACAGUAAAUGGAGCAUCCGGAAAUAGAAUUAAUGGUGGUGGCCCCUCAUACUGGGAUGGACAAGGAGGAAAUGGUGGAAUAGAUAAACCUAGAUUUUUCAGAGCAGCAAGACUCGAUCACUCCGUUAUUAGGAACAUUAACAUUUACGACUCCCCAGUGCAUGUCUUCUCAAUUAAUAGAUGCCAAAACUUAACAGUAGAUAAUGUCCUCAUUGACGACUCCAAAGGUGAUUCUGGCGGUGGUCAUAACACUGACGGAUUCGAUGUUGGCCGCUCUUCCCAAAUUACAAUCAAGAACACUAGGGUUUACAACCAAGAUGACUGUCUCGCCGUCAACUCUGGAACCGACAUUUUAUUUGAAAACAAUUACUGCAGCGGAGGACAUGGUAUAUCGAUUGGAUCCGUAGGAGGCCGUGACGACAAUGUCGUAAGGAAUGUUGUCGUUAGGAAUUGCGAAGUUGCCAACUCUGACAAUGGCAUCAGAAUUAAAACCGUUUAUGGAGCGACAGGAUCAGUUAGUGAUAUCACCUUCCAAGACAUCACCCUUACCAACAUCACUAGAUAUGGUAUCACCGUUCGUGGUGAUUACACCAACAGUGGAAGUAGAGGAAAUGCAACUGAUGGUGUUCCAAUCAGGAAUUUGGUCGUUAGAAAUGUUCGUGGUACGAUAAGAUCUGGAGGGACCAGGGUUAUGGUUUUGGUUAAAGGAGCAUCAGAAUGGAGAUGGUCUGGUGUGAGUCUUAGUGGUGGAAGAUCAACAAAUGAUUGUUCUGGAAUACCAAGUGGUUCUGGAGCGCAGUGUUGAGUAAUACAGUUAAUGUUACAUCUAUAACCUACUGUUAUACUGUUUUCACGUUAAAAAUUCUUAUUGAAGUUACUUAGUUAGCAUUAGCUACCCCAAUUUUACUAUCGGAAAAUAUUCACUCUGCUUUUGGUUAUUAUUUACUUGAGUGUUCACGUUCAGUGUACCAGUUCGAUGACUAAUAGUUAGUAGUUGUAAUUUGUAUAUUGAUAUAACUGUGACCCCUCCGCUCUAACAAUUUUCCAAAAAAAUGUCAUAUUUCCAUCCGUCAGAAGGUGACCGCUAUGCUCAGGAUUAGGUUUACAGGGAUACUUUAGAUUUAGACCUGUUUUAGAAUUAUUAUUUAUUAUUGUUGCUUGAUACAGUUUGUUUCUAUUAUAAAAAAUUGAAUUAA
Messenger RNA from Agrilus planipennis (emerald ash borer), 1518 nucleotides. Its product is annotated as polygalacturonase-like. Gene Ontology annotation, molecular function: polygalacturonase activity. The transcript has 2 exons. Lineage: Eukaryota; Metazoa; Arthropoda; Insecta; Coleoptera; Buprestidae. Gene Ontology annotation, cellular component: extracellular region. The coding region runs from base 30 to 1127 and encodes 365 amino acids. The record is from RefSeq and is a predicted model, not a curated record. Gene Ontology annotation, biological process: pectin catabolic process.